Messenger RNA from Ipomoea triloba (trilobed morning glory), 2442 nucleotides. RefSeq names its product E3 ubiquitin-protein ligase COP1-like. The record is from RefSeq and is a predicted model, not a curated record. The transcript is spliced from 13 exons. The coding region runs from base 163 to 2172 and encodes 669 amino acids. Gene Ontology annotation, molecular function: ubiquitin protein ligase activity; protein binding. NCBI's taxonomy places the organism in Eukaryota, Viridiplantae, Streptophyta, Magnoliopsida, Solanales, Convolvulaceae. Gene Ontology annotation, biological process: proteasome-mediated ubiquitin-dependent protein catabolic process.
UCAUAGUCGAUCACUCUGAAACUGAGACACGUCGCUCUCCGUUCGUCAUCGAUAAAGCGACAUGCUUGCUAUACGUCGAUAUAUAGAUAUAUGUAUAUACACGAAAGUAGAUGUAUGAUAAAGUGUGUGAGGAGAGUUGAGAAGGAGAGGUAGAAAGCGUUGAUGGGGGGAGGAUCAAGGAGUGCACUAGGGGCGUUGGUGCCGUCGGUGAAGCUGGAGCCGUUGACCGCGGAAGAAUCGCCGCCGGAGACGGUGGCUCAGGCUCAGCAAAUGGCGAUUCCGGCGCCGGAGAAGGAGGAGGCGGACAAGGACGUGCUGUGUCCGAUAUGCAUGCAGGUGAUAAAGGACGCGUUCCUCACCCCGUGCGGACAUAGCUUCUGCUACAUGUGUAUCAUCACUCAUCUUAAGAACAAGAGCGAUUGCCCUUGUUGCUCUCACUACCUUACUGCAAAACAGCUCUAUCCUAAUUUCGUCCUCAAUAAAUUAUUGACGAAGACUACUGCUCGUCAAAUUGCUAAAACUGCACUACCUGUGGAACAGCUUCGCCAGGCAAUAGAACAGGGAUGCGACGUGUCAGCUAAGGAACUUGAGAGCCUCUUGUCUCUUCUUUCUGAGAAGAAAAAGAAAAUGGAGCUAGAAGAAGCUGAGGCAAACAUGCAGAUCCUAUUCGAAUUUUUGCAGUGCUUAAGGAAGCAAAAACUUGAUGAGCUUCAUGAGACUCAAAAGGACCUCCAAUACAUUAAAGAGGACAUAAGGUCUGUGGAGAAAUAUAGAAUAGAGUUGUAUCGAGCAACGGGUAGAUGUUCGUCAAAAAUGAGGAUACUCGGAGAUGAGUCUUCAGCAAAAUUCCCUGCAUUGCUUGAGAAACAGAGUUACGGCACUACUACCAAUGUCCCUAAUGCACAAGGAGAAUGCAUUGCAGUCUCCAACAGUGUUCAGACCCAGAUAACAAAAGCUCCUUUUGAUUCUCAACUAAUUCAAAGAGAGAUUGCACAGAAUGGGUCAGAUUCACAACAUGCUGUAGUAAGGAGGAGGCGGGUCCAUGCGCAGUUCAGUGACCUACAAGACUGUUAUUUGCAAAAACGGAGAUAUUGGGCCAGCAAAUCUCAAAAACAGGAAGAAAGAGUGUCAAAUGGGACAAAAGAGGGAUAUAAUGCAGGACUUGCAGAUUUCCAAUCUGUUUUUUCGACUUUUACACGAUACAGUCGAUUGCAAGUAGUUGCAGAGCUUAGGCAUGCCGAUCUAUUCCACUCAGCCAAUAUAGUUUCAAGUAUAGAAUUUGACCGAGAUGAUGAACUAUUUGCUAUAGCGGGAGUAUCAAGGCGUAUCAAGGUCUUUGAAUUUGCAUCUGUGGUAAAUGAACCAGCAGCAGAUAUGCAAUGUCCUAUUGCAGAAAUGCCCACCCGAUCCAAACUUAGUUGUUUGAGCUGGAACAAGUACAAAAAAAAUUACAUAGCAAGCAGUGACUAUGAGGGCAUAGUUACUGUGUGGGAUGUGACUACUCGUCAGAGUGUCAUGGAAUAUGAGGAGCAUGAAAAACGAGCAUGGAGUGUUGACUUUUCUCGUACUGAACCGUCUAUGCUGGUUUCUGGAAGCGAUGAUUGCAAGGUCAAAGUUUGGUGCCUGAGGCAGGAAGCGAGUGUUCUAAGCAUUGACAUGAAAGCAAAUAUUUGCUCUGUCAAGUACAAUCCAGGAUCCAGUUUCCAUGUCGCAGUGGGUUCUGCUGAUCAUCACAUUUAUUAUUAUGACUUAAGAAAUAUUAGCCAGCCCCUCCAUAUUUUCACUGGGCACAGGAAAUCUGUUUCAUAUGUAAAGUUCUUGUCCAACAAUGAACUUGCUUCCGCAUCAACUGAUAGUUCAUUGCGCUUGUGGGACGUUAAGGACAAUAUUCCACUGCGCACUUUUAGAGGGCAUACAAAUGAGAAGAAUUUUGUCGGCCUUACCGUAAAUAGCGAAUACAUCGCAUGCGGUAGCGAAACAAACGAAGUUUUUGUUUAUCACAAGGCAAUAUCUAAGCCUGCGGCUUGGCACAGUUUUGGUUCUGAUACGAACGAGGCUGAUGCAGAAAUUGGAUCAUACUUCAUUAGUGCCGUUUGCUGGAAAAGCGACAGCCUGAGUAUGUUAAGUGCAAACAGCCAAGGGACUAUAAAAGUGCACGUACUCACUGCUUGAUUAAAACACUUCAAACCAAUAUUAAGGAAAUUGGUGUACAAAGAAUGGACGAAUUGCUUUUGGUUUAUGUGGAACAUAUAGGUUCUGUCAACUUGCUUUAGAUUUCCUUCACCCUUCCAUGCAUCUAUAAAUCCAUAUGAAGCAUUUCUAUUUUGCCUUUAACGCAGCGCAGCUCAUUCAAAGGUUAAAGGUGUUGAUUGGUUGUAAUGACUUUUGCAUUAUGUUUUAUGUAUAGACCUUUGAAUGGUUAAAGGUGUUGAUUUGCAGCAG